ACAAUGGGUUGCUGACCGUGCCUCGUGCACGUGCACAGGUACAGAUGUGCACUGAGAUAAGGUGACGCAGGUCUUCUGCUUCCUCCCCAGGCUCUCGUGUUGCAGCUGGUGGUGUGAAGUCCUAACCCUUCCUGUCCAGCAUGGCGGUGCCCCUGUGGUUCACGGGGGUGUGUUUGCUCACUCUGGCUCACGUUGCCCCCUCUGGUCAAGCGAUGUCCCGGGCCACCAUGCCGUUCGGGUUGCUGCGCAGGGAGCUGGCAUGCGAAGGUUACCCCAUAGAGUUGCGUUGCCCUGGGAGUGACGUGGUCAUGGUGGAGACCGCCAACUACGGACGCACCGAUGACAAGAUCUGUGAUGCAGACCCCUCUCAGAUGGAGAACACACAGUGUUACCUCCCUGACGCACUGAAGAUUAUGUCCCAGAGAUGCAACAACCGGACUCAGUGUGUGGUGGUGGCAGGGGUUGACGUCUUCCCAGACCCCUGCCCUGGAACAUACAAGUACCUGGAGAUCCAGUAUGAAUGUGUCCCUUACAAAGUGGACCAAAAAGUUUUCGUGUGUCCCGGCUCACUGCUCAGCAUCCAGCCAGCCUCCUCGCUCCUGGAGGCGGAGCACCAGUCUGGGGCCUGGUGUAAAGACCCCCUACAAGCUGGUGACAGGCUGUAUGUCAUGCCAUGGACGCCGUACAGAACAGAGGUCUUAUAUGAGUAUGCAUCCUGGGAUGAUCUUCGACAAAACAGAGUAACAACUACCUAUAAGCUGCCGAGCCGUGUGGAUGGUACAGGUUUUGUGGUCUAUGACGGAGCUGUGUUUUACAACAAAGAGCGAACACGCAACCUGGUCAAGUACGACCUGCGCACACGCAUCAAGAGCGGUGAGGCGGUGGUGGUCAAUGCCAACUACCAYGACACCUCUCCGUACCGCUGGGGAGGGAAGUCGGAUAUCGAUCUGGCUGUGGAUGAGAAYGGCCUUUGGGUUAUUUACUCGACUGAAACCAAUAAUGGACGCAUUGUGGUCAGCCAGGUGAACCCAUACACUCUGCGUUUCGAGGGAACAUGGGCCACGGGCUUUGACAAACGUGGGGCAAGCAACGCCUUCAUGGCCUGUGGCGUGCUCUACGCUGUGCGCUCUGUCUUCCAGGAUGAUGAGGGUCAAGCAGAUAGUCGGGCCAGCAGCAAUAUGGUGGUGUACGCCUACGACACCAGCCGGGGCCAGGAGCUGCCUGUGCAAAUACCCUUCCCCAACCCCUACCAGUACAUCUCAUCUGUAGACUACAACCCCAGAGAUAACCAGCUGUAUGUGUGGAACAACUACUACAUGCUGAGAUACCCUCUACAGUUCACACCUCCACCUCCAACCAAAGGCCCCCUCUCCUCACUGAUGACCACCGUCCGGUCCUACACAGCCACAGUUGCUUUGACCCCAGUGAGGCCAUCGGCUGCACACCCAGUCGGCGUUAUCAACAGGGGCCCCUUUGACCAGCGGCCAAUCACAGCCAUGGUUCCCCUGACCCCACGCCCUCCUCUGCGGGUCCCCCUGGCCCCCGGUGGGCCCGGUCAAGUGGGUGGAUGUGAGGGACGAGUAGCACGAGGCGUUCAGUGGCCCCCAACCUUGAAGGGAGAGACAGURGAAAGGCCAUGCCCAAAAGGGUCUCUGGGAAUUGCCUCCUAUCAAUGCAUGUCAUCUCCAGUGGCGUGGAACUCCAGAGGGCCUGAUCUUUCCAACUGCACCUCUCCCUGGGUCAGCCAGAUUGCACAGAGGAUUAAGAGUGGAGAGAACGCAGCCAACAUUGUUGGGGACCUGGUGAACCUAACACGGGGACAGAUCUAUGCUGGUGACAUCAGCAUGUCUGUCAGGCUGAUUGAACAGCUGCUGGACAUACUGGAUUCUCAGCUCCAGGUUCUAAGACCAGCUGUUAAAGAGUCAGCAGCACGCAAUUACAACAAGCUGCAGAAAAGAGAACGCACGUGCAAAUUUUUUGUUCAGUCGGUUGUGCAGACAGUCGAUAACCUGUUGAGUCCUGAAGCUCUGGUGGCCUGGGCUGACCUGAGCAGCACUGACCAAUCACGCUCUGCGUCGCUGCUCCUGGACGCCGUGGAGAAAGGAGCGUUUCUGUUGGCUAACAAUCUUUAUGAAAGCCGUUUUAGUUACCGAGCACCAAAUGUCGAUCUGGAAGUGUAUGUACUGAACACAGAGGCAGACAUACAGGAUUUGACGUUCCCUCACUCCUAUGACAGCGACAGCAUCCUGCAGAUAUCAGCACUGGCUCUGCAGCAGUAUAGCAACAACGUUCAGGGCCGGUGUCGAGGAACUUCUGGUCUUUGUGGUUUCCUGGGUCGGCAUAUCUGUGGCACUCGUGUGUCUGGCAACCUGCCUUCUCACCCUCUGCUGCCAGGGGGCGCCCUGGCACUCAGAUCACAGCACCAUCCACUGCAACCUGUGGGCCAAUCUGCUCAUCUCUGAGCUUCUCUUCCUUAUUGGUGCCAACAAGACUAAAUACACUGUUGUGUGCUCCAUCACUGCUGGUCUGCUGCACUUCUCAUUGCUCUCAGUGUUUUGCUGGUUGUGUCUGGAGGCCUUUGAACUGUACCUGCUUCAGCGGGAGGUAUUUGAGGGCCGUAACUCCAGGAGGAAGUAUUUUUACCUCAGUGGAUACUCUGUGCCUGGGCUGGUGGUGGCUGUGUCAGCAGCUAUUGACUUCAGAGGAUACGGCUCAAAAACGGCGUGUUGGCUGCGUACAGACAAUUACUUUAUUUGGAGUUUCCUCGGACCUGUAGCUGUUAUUAUUACUCUGAACCUGGUUGUGUUGGUGAUGACUUUACACAAGAUGCACAGCUCUGCUGCUCUGAAGCCAGACUCCAGCCGUCAUGACAACCUGAGGGCKUGGGCAGUUGGCUCCCUGACUCUCCUCUUCCUGUUAAGCGUUACCUGGUCCUCAGGCCUGAUGUUCCUGUCUGGUCCAUCUCUCCUCCUGGCUUACCUUUUCUCCUCCCUCAACACAGCUCAGGCCCUCCUCAUCACUAUACUGCACUGCACACUCRCCAGAAAGGGUCAGAAGGAAGGCAGUCGAUGCCUGCGUCUCUCUCAGUGCUGCGCAACAUCCUCAUCCAGCUCACCAGACUCGGUGAAAGGGGCCGCCCUUCGCACCAACAGCCGCUACACCAGCAGCCAGAGUCGCAGAGCCACGGCUAACAGACAGAGUCGAAUCAGAAGGAUGUGGAACGACACCGUCCGCAGACAGACUGAGUCUUCUUUCAUUGCUGCGGACGUUACGAACACUCCUACUCUCAACCGAGCUGCUUUGGGGAAUCAUUUCCUCACAAACCAAAUGUUGCAGACUCACACUGGAGCUUCUCCUUAUGACACGAUACUGGCGCAGGGAUACAACCAACCUUUCACCUCCACAGUAGGAACCUUCAGAAACAAACAGAAGGGYGGUGGAACGCAGAGUCAGGAGUCAUGUGGGCUGGACAGCGUGUGUUUGAAUGGAGGCUACACCCCCAACACCUUCACCCUACAUGGCUUGGGGACAACACCAGGGUCCCGAGCUGGAGUGGUGGGCAGCACUGACCUUCUGAGGGAUGGAGGAGUCGGGAUGGGUGGGGAUGACAUCUCCCCUGGCCUYCUCACUCCACACGGGGCAGCAGAUAUGAGCAGUGGGACUGGGAUGCGUCGCAACUUGUCGGACGCAGCGGCGCUGGAGAAGAUGAUCAUUUCAGAGUUGGUUCAGAGCAACCUGAGGCCCUCGGUGCCCAUGCCUGUUCCUCCCGAGCGAUACGGGAGCUUGGCCAGGCCACACCUUCACGAGAGGACAGCUCUCACUCACACUGCCACCUUAACUCGACACACUCAGCCACCCCAGGAGGGCUGGGCUGCCACUGUGCAGCCAAAUACACGGCACAACCCACAAGAGGGCUGGGCACACACAAGGCAGCCCACUCAAGACACUGAGGCAACCUCCACAACACACGGUGAAGAUCAUAGCACAACCACACGCUUACAAGAUGGCUGGUCUCACACACGUGUUCCUGCAGACGCUGACUCUCGUGAGCUGCUAAAAGAUGGCGACCAGUCUCAGUUGCAAGGUACUCUGGGCCGUCGGGGGCACCAGGACCGGCAGCAAUCACGUCCCCCCGAUGUCCAGGCUCGGCCUUACUCCACCCUCAGCCGUACCCCUGGUACUCUGUCCCGACACCGCAGCACGAUGGAGUCAAGUGGAGGGACAGAAAGAGAUAGAGACCGGGAGCGAGACAGGGAUCGUUACCGGGACAGGCCUCUUCCACCACCGCCUCCUCCUCCUCCGCAGGAGUCAGAGCCCCUGUACAAAGCUUUGGAGGAGCYGCUGCUGCUGAAACAGAGAGAAGCCGUCGUGGAGGCAUGGAAAAGUGGCCAGGACAGAGAAAAGGAUGAGACAUUUCUGCUGAAAAGAGAAGGAAUGUAUGACGAAUGGAGAGGAGGAACCGAAAGGGGAAGAGACGAAUCCUUUACCUCUCAGAAGAGAGAUGGCACAAUGGAUGAAUGGCGAGCUGGCAUUGAGAGAGGCAGAGAGGAAAAGAGAGAUGGACGAAUGGAGGUGUGGCAAGGAACAGAAACAGAUCAGGAAGAGACAUUUAUAACUCAAAAGAAAAACUUUAGCAUGGAUGGCUGGAGAGGUGAGUUUGAGAGGGACAAAGACGAAUCUUUGUUCUUGAAGGACAGAGAUGGUUGGAGAGCAGGGAUUGAGCGAGAAACUGAGAAGCAGAAGGACAGAGCGCUGGAUGUGUGGAGAGGAGGAAUCGAUUUGGACAGGGAGGAGUCUUUUUCAUUUGAGAACAAAGAUGGAGGUCUAGAUGGGAGGAAAAGAGGAAAAGAUAAAGGGUCUCUUCGGUAUCACGGCGAACGGCAAGAUUCUGACAGCUUCACUCUGCCUUUGACCCCUGACCUUGACCUGGACCCUGACUCGUCACCUAUCUACGCCCGAGAUUCAAACCCCUCCCCACUCUACCCUGGAGACCGCCGCUCAUCUCCACUCAGCAUAUUUCCUCGAAACUCACCCCAGACAAAUAUCUUUGCCCCGCGAGAAAACAACUCCCCUCCCAGCAACCUCUUCUCCCGCCACUCCCCGCAGGUGUACAGCCGCAGCAGCUCCCCCCCACGUUUCUACACCCGCACCUCACCGCCAACUCACCUGUACCCAGACAGCAGCCCCGAAGGCCCAGAAGAAAUCAGUCCCACAGGUGGUCCGUCCCAGCGGCCUGCUCUGGAGCUCCCCUACAGCCUGGGGCGACCCCCGCUGGGCCCACGGCCCAAUCACCUGCAGACCUUUUAUCAGCCACCGCCGCUGGCUACCAAUGGAGAGACAGGGUACUCUGCAGAGUCCACCUCUGAUGGAGAUGACGGACAGAUGCAGAGGGUGACGAGCCUGUGACUAGGGCGGUGGUGAUUGGGGCAUAGAUACCAGGGAGGAAGAGGAAGAUGGUGAUAUUUUUCAACAAAAAGAUGAAAUCUAAAAUUGAUUUUUGAGCCCACCAGUUAUGAUUAAAAGAAAUUUGCCAAUGAUGAUGGACUACUUCAACUCCUCCCUGCUUCUAUUUCCCGAUCACCACGAGACGUCUCCCUUAUCCAUGUUUCUUUACUUUUUUUUACGACUGCAAUCAAUUUAUUUGCUCCUACUACUCUUCCGACUUCCCUGAAACCCUGUUGUGUCUUCCCAUCUCAUUGGUGCUUUUUCUAACUGGUCCAUCAUUUCAGUUUUUGUUGCUUCAUUGGCUGGGUGUUGCCCCUCUCUGUAGCAAACAGUGUCAAAGAAGCACUCGUGUGUUGCCAAAAAAACCCUCUCAAAGAAUAUGUGCAUGACUUUACAGUGGCUUUGCAAGGCUACAUACUGUAGGAGGAGGCGCUGAUGCGUACAAGCAAAUGUGUGUGUGCGUGUGUGUGUGUGUGCAUUCCCUGAUGAGCAUGUGUGUGUGAAAGGGUGUGUAUAUGUGUGUAUGAGAGAGAAAGUACAUGUAAAUAAAACAUUAUUGUAUAAUUAAUGUAUCACAUUAAAGCAUUUUAUCAAAAUGGAUGUGAAGGACUGCUUCGCUCCUUCGGAUUUUAACUCUUGACUUGUCCUGUUUCACAUCAAGACCAAAACUUCUGUCCUCUCAAUCUGCCACUAACUGAUGGAACUUGUUGCCAUGAGUUUGUCAAAGCAACUGAACACUUGACUGCAGAGCUAGAGAUCAUGAAAAACCUCAGAAACUUUUCUGCAACCCCCUGAAGAUCCUUGUACAUAUUCACCUCAAGUGUUCUGAUUGUCUUGUAUUGCUAUUGAAGUUCAAGUAAACAUGUGAAAUAAAUGUUUCUGUUUUUC
Messenger RNA from Austrofundulus limnaeus, 6333 nucleotides. Its product is annotated as latrophilin-1. Gene Ontology annotation, molecular function: G protein-coupled receptor activity; carbohydrate binding. Gene Ontology annotation, biological process: G protein-coupled receptor signaling pathway; cell surface receptor signaling pathway. Lineage: Eukaryota; Metazoa; Chordata; Actinopteri; Cyprinodontiformes; Rivulidae. Gene Ontology annotation, cellular component: membrane. The record is from RefSeq and is a predicted model, not a curated record.